UCAGACACACACACACAGCUUGCCCAGUGUCAUCCCACCCUCCUCCCGUUCGGUAUCUGAUCCGUUUCACUUACAAAUUCCACUUUUGCUCGUUUCUUCUGUUAUCAGUGUUCAUGAGGUUAUGUUAUAUGCCUGAUAUAAUGUUCUGCACUCCACACAGCACUAAAGUAAAGCCAUACGAGUUAUCUGGACCGAAACUGUUAACAUCAUUACAUCUAGCAAGUUAGCAUUAUUAGAUACGUGCCUGUAGUUAAUACUGAUAUCAGUAUUAAGCGUUUGUGAUCGAUACAUAUAAAUCGUCCGUGGUAUGAAUGGCAUUUGAUGCUUCAUUAUGACUAUAGUGAACACGAGCACUUUUCCGAACUCUGACGUCAAAGGUUUUCGGACCCGUGCUUGUAACCCGCACAAGUAAAAACAAAAUAUACAAAUAAUCAACAUUCCUACUGCAAAAUAAGGUGAAGGUGCUGGUGUUGUCCUCAACAUCCUGGAUUAAACGAACGCAGGAUGGAGAAUGUGAAAGCAGAAGAACAGGCGACGACGAGGAGGCGGCGGCUGGACAGCGGUCUCUCUCCUCAACUCGAGCCCUCGGAGAAGGAGGCCAGAGCGCCCGACGGGGGGUGGGCGUGGGUGAUCCUCGUCGGCGCCUCGCUCAUUCUGGUACUGGUCGACACGAUAGGCCAAUGCUUCGGUGUGAUCUUCUCCACCUUCCUCCUGGAUCUGGGAACCGACCUCACCACGAGUACCUGGAUCUUCAACAUCGCCAGCUUCUUGUGGUCUAUUACAGGCCCGUUCCUAGGACCUCUCGAGGAGGAGUUCGGCUGGAGGAGUGUGGCGCUGGGGGCCUCCUUCGUUCUCGCUGCUGGAACGGUGAUGUCGGCAUUUGUCACUUCCGCUGCGAUGCUGUUCUUCACUUAUAGCACGUUAGUGGGUCUUGGCUGCGGUGUCCUGUACAACAUCAGCUGCAUGAUCGUGCCGUUCUACUUCAAUAAGCGGCGAGGCCUGGCCAACGGAGUCCUCAUGGCCUGGGAGGGGGGUGGCCAGUUCCUGGGGCCUCCUCUCAUCAAUUUCCUUCAGGCGCAGUACGGCUUUCGAGGCGCUACGCUAGUGCUGGGAGCUAUUGUCUUCAACUGCGCUGUCGGAGCUGCAGUCUUCCAUCCGGUUGAGUGGCAUUUGAAGCCUUUAGAGAAGUCAGAGGGCGUGAGGCCAGAGUCCUCACAAGGAAAGGUCCCUGACGCACCCACGUUGUCAAACGAGGGUUCGGAUUCUCAGGCGUCUGCAGAAAAUGUCCUUAGCAAGCAAUCGGAAGAAGGGAAGCCAAAAUCUCCCCGGUCACCAGAUACACUCAGACAACCAAACCAAUCGCAAGUGCCACAAGUCCAUCGUUUACCAGACGGAAUUCCAGAACAACAGAAGUCGCCACAUCCCGCUGCCAAAGAAAAUACCAAAAAGCAGGAAGACUCAACAAUAGUUCGUUUGAUCAAAUCCACGCUGGCGGACCUUUGCAUCCUGAAACACGCAAGAGCCGUUGUCAUCGCCCUCAGCAUAACACUCACCCUCAACGCCAACGAGAACUUCCUAAACGUCCUGCCCUUCGCCAUGCAAGAGGCCGGCCACAGCCUGCAUGACGUAGCAACAGGCGUCUCGGUGUCGGCCUUGUGCGGCAUGCUGAUCCGCGUUGUCGUGUCGCCGCUCACAGACAUGCCCAAGUUCAACAUGAGGGUUGUCUUCAUGUUUGGCAGCCUCGUCGUCGCCCUUUCAAUGAUAGCCUUUACACAAAUGGAGGAUGUCCUGUGGCUGACAGUUGUACUAGGAGUGUGGGGCAUCGGCGUAGGUAUCAUCAUGAGCAUCUACGUUUUGAUCAUGAUCGACUACAUGGGACUGGAUGACUUCGUGCCGACGUUCGGAGCGACGAUGCUCGUUGUUUCCUUCGGUUACCUCAUCAUCGGCCCCAUUCCAGGUUAUGUCCGCGACGCCACAGAGAGCUACACCGCCGGCAUUAGUUGUCUCGCGGCCAUGAUGGUGGCAAACUUCUUCCUCUGGGCUCUUAUGCCUCUGGCCGUUUCUUGGGACAACCGGAAGAGCAAUCCCGACCUUCACCUGCCUUGAGCUUCUGGAGAGCUUUUGCUUUAGAUCACUUGUUAGGGGUAGUAGCACCCUUUGCCAUUGAUCAAUUAUUAGAGAUAGCACCCUUUUUUACCGAUCAUUUGUUAGGAAUAGCACGUUUUGUUAUUGAUCAUUUGUUAGUGACAUCACCUUUUGUCAUUUAUCAUUUCUUAGGGAUUACACCAUAUGUUAUCAAUCAUUUGUUGGGGAUAACAUCACUGAGCUUUUAAUAUUUUUAUUAUUUUUAGGUGCGUAUCAUUUCUUAAGGGGUAGUUGCAGGAUCCAUACUUUUUUUUUUUUUUUUAUACACACACUCUACACGUUCUCUGACGCAGUGUAGUCCGUCUCAUAUCAUUUUACUAGAUUCAUUACAUGUUACAAUUUAUCACAAUAUAUCGCCUAUAAUCAUGUUCACCGCUCUGUACAAAUAAAACACGUUUUUUCGUGUUCUCAAUCAGGUAUAUCUUAAAACUGAUUUUUGGAAAAGGUACAUAUAUUAGUAUUUUGUAAUCACUGUAGUCGAUGACGAUUGUUACCACAUCAAUUUUGAUUUUACGUAUUUUAAAUUUCGAACUUCGUAAAAAAUAUAUAUAUAUAAAUAUAAUAUAUAUGUGUGCGUGUGCGUGUGCGUGUGCGUGUGCGUGUGCGUGUGCGUGUGCGUGUGCGUGUGUGUGUGUGUGUGUGCGUGUGCGUGUG
Penaeus chinensis is the source of this 2799-nucleotide messenger RNA. RefSeq names its product monocarboxylate transporter 12-like. Gene Ontology annotation, biological process: monocarboxylic acid transport; transmembrane transport. The transcript is spliced from 5 exons. NCBI's taxonomy places the organism in Eukaryota, Metazoa, Arthropoda, Malacostraca, Decapoda, Penaeidae. The record is from RefSeq and is a predicted model, not a curated record. Gene Ontology annotation, molecular function: monocarboxylic acid transmembrane transporter activity. Bases 505 to 2106 code for a protein of 533 amino acids.